Molecule: messenger RNA, 1222 nt
Organism: Arachis stenosperma
Lineage: Eukaryota; Viridiplantae; Streptophyta; Magnoliopsida; Fabales; Fabaceae
Exons: 2
Coding region: 184-933 (249 amino acids)
Source: RefSeq, a predicted model, not a curated record
AGAUAACACAAACACAAUCUUAUUCGCGCCAAUAAUGUUCACGUCCCUCCUUCAUCGAUUCUCCCCUCACUAUAAUUUCCCCACAGAAAUUCAAAUAAAAAUAAUGACAUUUUCUCGCUUAAUUUUCGUUUGAACUCAUUGUCUCCGCUGGGGAAAAAAAAAUCAUUCUAAGCUUUGUCGUCCAUGACCAUGGCACUCGUUAUUCAUUCCUCUGAAAUGUUCAUUGCCCCAAAAUUUCCGUGUAAUCCGAAUCCAAACCCCAUCAAACUCCACAGCUUUAAGCCCGUGGCAGUUGGGUCAAGUGCAAGAGGAUUAAAAGCUUUUUGUCAAGUGAAGGAUUGUGCGGUUUUGGAAUUGGAACAGAAUUUGAGGUUGUACGGUGAGUUCUCGGGUGCUGUGAAGUUGGGGAGGAAAGAAGAAGAGGAGGAAAAGCAGAAGUACUACGUGAAUAUGGGAUAUGCCAUCCGAACUUUGAGGGAAGAUUUUCCCCAAAUCUUCUUCAAGGAACCUAGCUUCGAUGUCUACAGGGAUGAUAUUGUAUUUAAAGAUCCUUUGAAUACCUUUGUUGGCAUCCAGAAAUACAAAUCGCUGUUGUGGGCAUUACGAUUUCAUGGCAGAAUAUUUUUCCGAGCUUUGUCGAUUGACGUAAUCAAUGUGUGGCAGCCUGUUGAGAAUGUGAUCAUGGUUCGGUGGAGUGUUCACGGGAUUCUGCGAAUUCCAUGGGAGAGUCGUGGUAGGUUUGAUGGGACCUCUGAGUACAAACUUGACAGGAAAGGCAAGAUUUAUGAGCACCGGGUUGACAACAUUGCUCCAAAUACACCUCAUCAUAAAUUUGGAGUGCUAAGAGUGGAAGAAUUGAUUCAAUCUAUUGGCUGCCCCUCAACCCCAAAACCAACUUAUUUUGAAACAUCGUCAUCUACAAAUAGAACUUGAUGUUGCUCAAGUUCUUCAGUUUUGGUGUAAUGGUGUAGACUGAUGUUUAUGUAAAUAUAGAGAUAGAUAUUUGGCAUCUUUUGCAGUAUCUGGAUACAUGGUGUGCAGGAUGUUUGUUGGAUGCUGUAAUUAGUAGAGUUAGAAAAGCCUUGUAUAGUAGUAAGUUUGUAAAAUGCUAUUGCAGGAUCUCCCCCUCUUGUAUCUACAGAUUCAAUAAGCAAAUUUUGUAGCUUUGUUAGCAGUUAAGUUUAUUAAAUAUGUGAACAAUUAGGAAAAGAUUUUGUGCCAA